Colossoma macropomum (tambaqui) is the source of this 4355-nucleotide messenger RNA. RefSeq lists its product as uncharacterized. NCBI's taxonomy places the organism in Eukaryota, Metazoa, Chordata, Actinopteri, Characiformes, Serrasalmidae. The record is from RefSeq and is a predicted model, not a curated record. The transcript has 14 exons. Gene Ontology annotation, cellular component: cell surface; apical plasma membrane. Gene Ontology annotation, biological process: neutrophil migration. Bases 25 to 4158 code for a protein of 1377 amino acids.
AUCACCCCGACUAUUGCUCCAACGAUGGACACUGGUGCAGCACCUAUCAGGACCACAUCAACCAGCAACUCCACGUCUGACCCUUGUUACAACUAUACUGUUCUUGAUGACAUCUGGAGAACAAUAUACACUUCCAAUGGUUAUGGUUACUACACUUAUGGCACUUCUAGCUACUACAGCAGUCAUGAUGACACCACUAUAGAAUGGAAUGGCUGGUACCGGCUUUAUCUUCAGGGGACAAAUGCUCAGAUUCCUGAAUGGUGUGUAAAUUUCAUGACAUCUGGUGGUUACACCCCACUGUUGCUUGGUGGCUCACAUCCCCUUGUGAAAGAUGGUGUUGUUUCCCGUGCAAUUUAUGGAUCCUAUAACAAUGGGUACUACACCACCCAGUGCAAUUACUACACAUCCAACACAAUUCAAGUCAAAGCGUGUCCAGGACAUUACUAUGUCUACAAACUUGUUGAGCCAGCUGUAUCAAUUCUGAUGCCUACAUACACUGCAGUUGCUUUAAACAGGCCGACUUACGAUCCCUGCAAUAAAUACACUUCUUUGGAUCAGCCCUGGAGAGCCAAUAAUGAAAGUGGAUUAGGAAUUUGCGACAGAAACUUCAACUGGAAUGGCUGGUACCGGCUGUUCUAUUAUGGGAUGAACAUCCGUAUGGCAGAGAGCUGUGUGAAUGUUUCCAGAUGUGGUACUGAUUACCCUCUGUGGCUCAGUGGUCCUCAUCCUGAGAUAGAGGAUGGAGUGGUCACUCGCCAAGUCUGUGGGAAUAGAGGAAGUGACUGCUGCUACUACAAACCCAUUCCAAUUCGUGUCAAAGCAUGUCCAGGCAAUUACUAUGUGUAUGAGUUUGUCAGUCCAGCCUCCUGUAAUAUGGCUUAUUGUACAGAUGCCAGCACCAUAACUCCAGCUUCACCAACUGAGGCCAAUGAUGUACAGUCCAACAUCACAAUGAUACCCACCACAAACAACUCCACCUUUGACCCCUGUAACAACUAUAGUGUCCUAGACAACUACUGGAGAAGCGUCAAGAGCAGCUAUGAUGGCCAUGAUGACACUCUUGUUAAAUGGAGUGGCUGGUAUCGGCUGUAUCUUCAGGGAGAAAGCGCUCAGAUGUCUGAGUGGUGUGUGAGCUUCAUGCCAUGUGGUGGUUACACACCACUUUCACUCAGUGGUUCUCAUCCACAGCCAGAGGAUGGCAUUGUCACUCGGGAAGUCUACGGAUCCAAUGGCAGCCAGUGCACAGCCUACAGAUCCAAACCAAUCCAAGUAAAAGCCUGUCCAGGAGAUUACUACGUCUAUAAAUUUGUCAAGCCAGACAUUUCCAUCCCGAUGCCUUCUUACUGUGCAGUUACUGCAAGCCACCCCAGUUAUGACCCAUGCAAUAACUACACUUCUCUGGAUCAACCAUGGAGAGCCACCAAUGAAACUGGUGUAAAUAUUUGUGAUUUAUCAUUUAUCUGGAACGGCUGGUACCGGUUGUUUUAUCACGGGAUGAAUAUCCGCAUGCCGGAGAGCUGUGUUCCUGUAUCAAGAUGUGGUACUUAUCAUGGUCUGUGGCUCAACGGUCCUCAUCCUCAGAUAGAGGACGGAGUGGUCACUCGCCAGGUCUGUGGGAAAGGAGGAAGUGACUGUUACUACAUCAAGUCUUUUACAAUCCAAGUCAAAGCAUGCCCAGGCAACUACCAUGUGUAUGAAUUUGUCCACCCAGUCUUCUGCAGUAUGGCUUACUGCUCAGACAACAGUACCAUAAAUUCAACCUCAAACUCAACAACUGCAGCCAAUGAAGAAGAAUCCAACAUGACCAUAACGACCAAUUCGGGCAACUCAACGUUUGACCCUUGUUACAACUACACUGUUCUUAAUGACAUCUGGAGAACCACAUACAGUUACUACGGUUAUGGGUACUACACUUAUGGUUACUCCAGUUACUUCAGUAGUCAUGAUGACACCCUUGUUCAGUGGAACGGCUGGUAUCGGCUUUACCUCCAGGGAGCAAAUGCACAGAUAGCUGAGUGGUGUCUGAACUCUAUUUCAUCGGGUGGUUACACCCCACUUUGGCUUAAUGGCUCACAUCCUCGUUUGAUGGACGGCGUUGUAACCCGUGGAAUUUAUGGAUCCUAUAGGCUUGAUCAGUACACUGGUCAAUGCUAUUACUACAGAUCCAAACCAAUUCAAGUCAAAGCAUGUGCAGGACAUUACUAUGUCUACAAACUGGUUAAGCCAGAUAUAUCAAUCCCCAUGCCUACAUAUACUGCAGUUGCUGUAAACAGUUACAUCAGUUAUGACCCCUGCAAUAAAUAUAUCUCCCUGGAUCAACCAUGGAGAGCCAACAAUGAGACUGGACUGGGAGUCUGUGACAGUCAUUUCAACUGGAACGGCUGGUACCGGCUGUUCUAUCAUGGGAUGAACAUCCGUUUGGCAGAGAGCUGUGUUCCUACAUCCAGAUGUGGUACUUCUUACCCUCUGUGGCUCAAUGGUCCUCAUCCUCAGAUAGAGGAUGGAGUGGUCACUCGCCAGGUCUGUGGCAGCACUGGAAGUGACUGCUGCUAUUACAAAUCCACCCCAAUUAAAGUAAAAGCAUGUCCAGGCAACUAUUAUGUGUAUGGGUUUGUCAGUCCAAGCACCUGCAAUGCAGCUUACUGUACAGAUGCCAGCACCAUUACUCCUGCACCACCAACUGAGACAAGUGGUGGACAAUCCAACACGACCAUAUCGCUCACUCUAAACAAUUCCACAUUUGACCCCUGCAACAACUACAGUGUUCUGGAUGACUACUGGAGAGGCAUUGGAAGCAAUAACAAUGGCAAUGAUGACACUCUUGUUAAAUGGAACGGCUGGUAUCGACUGUAUCUACAGGGAGUGAGUGCUCAGCUUCCUGAGUGGUGUAUGAGCUACGUGACAUGUGGUGGUUACACACCACUUUCGCUUGGAGGUUCUCAUCCAAAGCCAGAGGAUGGCAUCGUCACUCGAGACAUUUAUGGAUCCAGUGGUAGCCAGUGCACAGCCUACAGAUCCAAACCAAUCCAAGUGAAGGCCUGUCCAGGAGAUUACUAUGUCUAUAAAUUUGUCAAGCCGGACAUUUCCAUCCCAAUACCUUCUUACUGUGCAGUUACUGGCAUUCACCGCCCCAGUUAUGAUCCCUGCAAUAACUACACUUCUCUGGAUCAACCCUGGAGAGCCAACAAUGAAACUGGUUUGAACAUUUGUGAUGGUAACUUCAACUGGAACGGGUGGUACCGGAUGUUCUAUCAUUGGAUGAACAUCCGUAUGGCAGAGAGCUGUGUUCCUACAUCCAGAUGUGGUACUUCUUACACUCUGUGGCUCAAUGGUCCUCAUCCUCAGAUAGAGGAUGGAGUGGUCACUCGCCAGCUCUGUGGGAAUGGAGGAUAUGACUGCUAUUACUACAAGUCUACCACAGUUCAAGUCAAAGCAUGUCCAGGAAACUACUAUGUGUAUGAGCUUGUCCGCCCAAACUACUGCAAUAUGGCUUACUGUACAGACUCCAACACAAUUACUCCGACUUCAGUUCCAACAACUUCACCCAAAAAUAUAGAAUUCAACAUGAGCUUAACAACAAGUCCAAUCAACUCCACUUUUGACCCCUGUAAAAAUUACAACGUUCUUGAUGACAUCUGGAGAACACCAUACAGUAACUAUGGCUUUGGCUACUACACUUCUGGUUCCUCCAGGUAUUAUGGCACUCAUGAUGACAGCAUCCCUGAAUGGAACGGCUGGUAUCGGCUUUAUCUUCAGGGACGAAAUGCACAAAUUCCUGAGUGGUGUGCGAGCACAAUGACAUCGGGUGGUCACACGCCACUUUUGCUUAGUGGCUCACAUCCGCUUGUGAAAGAUGGCAUUGUGACACGAGAAAUCUAUGGAUCCUAUAACAAUGGCUACUACACAGCCCAGUGCAGUAAAUAUAACUCCAACCCAAUCCAAGUGAAAGCGUGUCCAGGACACUACUAUGUCUACAAACUUGUAAAGCCAAGUUUAUCAAUCCCAAUGCCUGUCUACACUGCAGGUACAGUUACUUCUCUUUACCAUUCAUGUUUCAUUUAUGUAGUUUCCCAGCUGUGGUUCUGGAAUAUUCACUUGUUUUACCUUCUCAAAUGCACUCAGUUAAACCCAGUAAGGGCUUAUAAAUUAGCUAAGUAGGAUCAUGUCUGUAGAAGGAGUCUCAACAGAAGGAAGCAGGAUAUGGGGUCCUCCAGAACAGGGUUAGGAACCACUGGAGUAGAGGAUCAUAUGAAUGAUCAACAAAAAAAAUCUUUCAAACCAUUUAAUCACAUGGUUUAAUCACACAACUGUUGUCUUUGUGUCCUUAAUAGUUGUUUUAAACAGUCCAGCUUUUG